AUGUCGCAUGCAGCCAUUCAUGAAAAUGGCAAUGACCAGCUCACCGACUCGAGCUCAGACUUCUCUGAAUAUUGGAUUGACUUGUUUUUAGGGAUAAAAGGCAACGAAUACUUCUGUGAUAUAGACGAUGACUACAUCCGGGACCGUUUCAACUUGACGGGCCUCAACCAAGAGGUGAGCAAGAUUCCCACGUUGGUGGAUAUCAUUACUGACAUGGCCGAUAUAGAGCAUCAACCUGAGGAACAUCGAGAUGCUUUAGAACACAAUGCAAGAAUACUAUACGGUCUCAUCCACGCAAGAUACAUCUUAUCUCAGCGAGGCCUCAACAAAAUGUUCGAGAAUUCAUUGCCACUUGCAUCCACUUCUUCCCGUUGGGUUGAGCGAUCAGCCAGAAUCAACUCAGUGAAACUAUAUUGCGCUAAAUGUGAGGACUUGUACAAUCCGAAGUCAGGCAGACAUGCUAUCGUCGAUGGAGCUUACUUUGGAACAUCUUUCCCUGCUAUGUUCUUCCAAAACUUCCCCAUGCCAUUCCAGUUCAUAGUCGGGAGACUUACACACCCAAAGUCUUCGGAUUCAGGGUACACGAAUAUUCCAAGUUAG
This is a messenger RNA of Candidozyma duobushaemuli, 600 nucleotides long. RefSeq names its product casein kinase 2 regulatory subunit (gene CKB2). Bases 1 to 600 code for a protein of 199 amino acids. The transcript has 2 exons. Gene Ontology annotation, cellular component: cytoplasm; protein kinase CK2 complex. The record is from RefSeq and is a predicted model, not a curated record. Gene Ontology annotation, molecular function: protein kinase regulator activity. NCBI's taxonomy places the organism in Eukaryota, Fungi, Ascomycota, Pichiomycetes, Serinales, Metschnikowiaceae.